Molecule: messenger RNA, 2450 nt
Organism: Aureobasidium pullulans EXF-150
Lineage: Eukaryota; Fungi; Ascomycota; Dothideomycetes; Dothideales; Saccotheciaceae
Exons: 1
Coding region: 129-2168 (679 amino acids)
Source: RefSeq, a predicted model, not a curated record
CAAGCACGAGAGGUCCGUGCACUCUCACGACUACUAGACAUCUCUUUCCUGCUUAUUCCUUGUCUACGAUCCAGGGCGCAGCGCUAUCGUCGCUUUGUCUGCUGGUUCUUCCAUUCAAUACCACAAAAAUGCCUCCCAAACACUCCCUGGAUGCGCCAACCAGACCACCCUCUGCUGUGACGCGCAUUCGUACAACAUCAACACCCACCGUUAAGAGAAGUCAUAAGGCCAACUUCAAUCGACUAUGCACUCUCCACAAUUGGACACCGUCAGAAAAGGUGCGCGACAAGCUGGCCGAUCUACUAAGCCUUUCUGGACCACGACUCCAAUCAAGUGAGCUGCUUCCGCUCGCAUUCGUCCAGUUUUACCCUUUCAUCUGGGUCCAAGAUAUGCUUCUUCUCGGAUACAACGAAGCAAACGACAGCGUCUGGUACAAGGCUCACCCAGCCGAAGGAGGAAUAGCAAGAGGCCGCUACUACAACUCAGCUCAAGAGAACUUCAGAGGCAAACAAACCGUCACAAGGUACUGGCAAUCGUGGGUUGACGUAUUUGACAUUGACAAACAAGGAUUAGACCGAUCGCAUGAGUUCUUCACUGGUGUCUAUCUCAUUCUGAAGAAGUUCCCUAACCUUCGCUACAAAACUUUGAAAGGACAAUCGAGAGACGUUCAAAGUGCAUUUCGCGAGACUGGAAUAUCAGAACAUCCGUUCAAUGAUGAUCAUAAGUUCAUGCAAGACAAGUCCGACAAUUCGAACGAGAUCGAACAUGAAGAAUAUGAAACUAGCCUCGAAGGAGAAAGAAACGAAAUGUCUAAGGAGCAGCGUGGAAACAAGUACAUCAAGGAGGAGCGAGCAGGCUCGUAUGUCAACGAAGAUCGUUCAAACUCCUACUCUGGCAUAGUGUCAAUGCAAAUGGACUACCGCGCCAAAUUGCGCGCACUGGAGACGUCUUCGUUGCAGCGGGAUGCUUCGACUACCCAGACUACAGAAGAACGACCAGGCCAACAUGAAAAUCACGCUCGUUCCAGUAUGUUGUCUCGUCCACUAUUAAUGCAUCUCAACUCCCGCGCCAAGUCACGCGAGCAUCAGGCGGCAUCCUCUCCGAAGGCCAAUCGCCACAGCACAGAAAGGAAAUCAGGCCAAGAUGGCAAUAUCGUUGCUUCUAACCCCCCUCGUGGCUUGCGUACGUCAGAGUCACAUCUCCGGGCGGACUCGCGCGAGUCUGGAACGAACAUAACAUCACAGUCAUAUCCUCAGGCUGGGGACAGGCGAGCAGGCACAUACAGCGCGACUGACAACCUGAACGUCCCCUCGGACUUGGUGUUGUUGGAGCAAAAACUCGGCGCAAACCCGCGUCGUUCUUCCAACCACAAAGCAGUGGAUGGGUUGGGUUCGUAUGAUACCGACGAUGAUGGUUUGACAUCUCUUCCUUCGAAGGCACGCAAAUUGGCCCCCCAAACUGCCUCGAGUAGGCCGAACAUGGCCCGAUCCAGAUACUUCGAUCGCGCUGAUGACGAGACCGGUGGUCGAGGCGAAGAAAGCAGAAGAGAGACCGGAUCUUUACCUACUCAGCCAGUCAAGGGAUACAAUACCCGCGCCCGCACCGCCAUCUCGCGUAUGUCGAAACCUGCUCAGGUUGCCGCACUAAGGAAGCCGCGUCCCAGGCCAAAGCCCAGCAUCGAGGACGACAUGACACCUUCUACCCACGGAACCGAACCGUCUGGUCAAGCAGUCUCGCAUGUCGAUAUCCAGCAAGCAAGCGAGGAUAGAGACUUGGCUUUCGACCAAGGCAGCCAAAUCCAUUCGGUACAAGACGUGGAGUUGGGCGACAACCUGGUUGCCGCUCCCACUGCACCCACAAAGUCUCGUGUCAUUCACAAAGACAACCAGAGCUUCCGAGAAUCCACCUUCCAGAUCCCCAUUGAAGAGUUCUUCACAUGGUCGACGUCUGAGUUUGAUUACGUAUCUGGACCCUCCAUCGAGACGGUCCCCGAGCAACCGGUUAUUUUGACCGAACCAGCAGCUCCGGGCUUUGCCUUCUCAAACUAUGAGACAAUCGAGUCUGUGCCGGUUGCUCCCUCAAACCACGAGACAGUCGAGUUUGCUUCUGUGGAGGACGAGGACGAUCAGAUUAAGGACGAGGAUAUGGUCAAGGAUGAAGAUUUUUGAACAGUCUGAAAACGAAUAAGCAGCUUGAUCGGGGUUGUGGGAAUGCAAGAUUAUUUUCGGACAAUGGAGAUUGCCCAAGGAAAAGGUCAAGGAAGCGGGCUCGAUGGAAGAGCGGACCAAGUGGAGAAAGGUUUUGCAUUUCACGGGCGUCAAACGCGUUUCCCAAAGAAUGAUCCAGAUUGAUGGACAGAGAAGGAGCGAAGAUGCUUUUCAGCACCGAGGUUGAACAAAGGAAAGAGUCAACGACGAACAUAGCUUAAUUUUCAAAUGAAGAAAACCCAC